CCGACCUAGCCAUUGCACAGCCCUACUCCUCCUUUCUUCCCUCGCUCAUUCAACUUCUUAGAAACCCUAAUUUAAAAAAAAAAGAAAAAAAAAGAAAAAGCAAGCCAGCCAUGGGAGACAGCCAGUACUCUUUCUCUCUCACCACAUUCAGCCCAUCGGGAAAGCUCGUCCAGAUCGAGCACGCGCUCACCGCCGUUGGAUCCGGGCAAACUUCUCUUGGAAUCAAAGCUGCUAACGGUGUUGUCAUUGCAACUGAGAAGAAAUUGCCUUCCAUUUUAGUUGAUGAGACAUCUGUGCAAAAAAUCCAGCUGAUGACAACAGAUAUUGGAGUAGUUUACAGUGGAAUGGGACCAGAUUCUCGUGUUUUAGUUAGGAAAAGCAGAAGGCAAGCUCAGCAGUACUAUAGACUUUAUAAAGAACCAAUUCCUGUAACACAACUUGUAAGGGAAACUGCAGCUGUUAUGCAGGAGUUCACUCAGUCUGGUGGAGUAAGGCCUUUUGGAGUUUCUUUGCUGAUAGCUGGGUAUGAUGAUAAUGGUCCACAAUUAUUUCAGGUUGACCCAUCUGGUUCUUACUUCUCUUGGAAAGCUUCGGCCAUGGGGAAAAAUGUCUCUAAUGCAAAGACAUUUCUUGAGAAGAGAUACACUGAUGAUAUGGAGCUUGAUGAUGCAGUCCACACUGCAAUAUUGACUUUAAAAGAAGGGUUUGAAGGGCAAAUUUCAGCCAAGAACAUUGAAAUUGGAAUCAUUGGUGCUGAUAGGAAAUUCAGGGUAUUGACACCUGCUGAGAUUGAUGAUUAUUUGGCUGAAGUUGAGUAAUUGGUCUGCGCACUUCACUGCUUAAUUGGGGUACAGUGAUUUAAGCUCUCACGACUGAAAUGGAAGAAUUGAGGACCCGCAAUCCAUAGAAAUAUUUAUGUUCAUCUUGGACUUUUUGGCUUUGGUCUGUAUUUGAAGUUAUUCUUUGUUCAGUCGGAAGUCCUGAUAGCUUGUAGUGUCUUUUAUGCUGCAAGUUCUUUUACACCCAGCAGCAUUACCAUCUAAAAAGGUCGUUAGCUUGUUCCGACACUUGGAUUCAAAAAGUUCUAAAAAAAAACAUGGUUUCAAAGAAGUGCUCAAAAUGAAAAUUAUUUGCGUCCCAACUUUAUGGGAGCCCAGUUAUGGACAA
Messenger RNA from Asparagus officinalis (garden asparagus), 1167 nucleotides. Its product is annotated as proteasome subunit alpha type-2-like. Gene Ontology annotation, cellular component: proteasome core complex; proteasome core complex, alpha-subunit complex. Lineage: Eukaryota; Viridiplantae; Streptophyta; Magnoliopsida; Asparagales; Asparagaceae. The transcript has 11 exons. Gene Ontology annotation, biological process: ubiquitin-dependent protein catabolic process. The record is from RefSeq and is a predicted model, not a curated record. The coding region runs from base 111 to 818 and encodes 235 amino acids.